AACUGAAAAGGCGCCGGAAGUGGCUGCGCUUCGGCCGGUGUGUGUUCGAUACUAGCAAGUUGCCAUGGAGCCGGCCGGGCUCUGUGGUUUCUGCCCGGCCGGUGAGGCCCAGCCAGCGCGCUACACCUGUCCACGCUGUAAUGUGCCCUACUGUUCGCUGCGCUGCUACCGCGCCCAUGGUGCCUGCGCCGAAGACUUCUACCGUGACCAGGUGCUCAGAGAGCUCCGUGGCCGCAGCGCCUCGCCCAGCCGCCUGGCAGGCGCCCUACGCCGGCUGCGUGAGCAACGCGAGACCGAGGACGAGCCCGAGGAGGCAGGCCUGAGCACUGGCCCCGCACCCGGCUGCCUUUCAAGACUCUGGGAAGGGUUGGCGCCGGCGGAGAAGGCGGCCUUCGAGCGGUUGCUGAGCCGCGGCGAGGCCGGGAAGCUGCUACCCCCGUGGCGACCGUGGUGGUGGGACCGCGGGGCCGGGCCGCGGCUUCUGGAGGAGUUGGAUGGUGCCCCCAGUAGUGAACCCGCCGCCCCCGCGGAGCCGGUUCCUGGAGACGCCCCCAGGGCCUACAAGCCCGCUGUGCCGCCCCGCAUCCCCGCCCUGGCCAGCCUGAGCCGCUGCCCGGCCUCACCGCUCGUGCGCUUCCAGCUUCCCAACGUGCUCUUCGCUUAUGCGCACACUCUGGUCCUUUAUCAUGGCGGGGACGAUGAGCUGCUCUCCGACUUCUGUGCCACGCUGCUGGGUGUUUCUGGAGCCCUGGGCGCCCAGCAAGUCUUCGCUUCUGCGGAGGAAGCCCUGCUGGCCGCAGCCAACGUGCUGGAAACCGGCGAGCACCCACCAGGGCCCCUGGGUACACGGGGUGCUAUGCAAGAGGCCGCCCGCAUCCUGCUGGGCGAGGGUCCUGCCAACCAGAAAGGCUACACGCUGGCAGCAUUGGGGCAUCUGGCGCAGACCCUGGGCAGGGCCAGGAAACAGGUCAAUGCUAGGGAAGAGCGAGAUCGCCUCUUCCGGGCUCGGAAGAAGUGCCAGUUUCUGCUGGCCUGGACCAAUGAAAACGAGGCUGCCCUGACACCUUUGGCUUUAGACUGCACCAGGGCCCACCGAGCCCAUACGGUGGCAGCGGAGGAGGUGGCAGCACUCACUGGGGAGCUGGAGCGCCUUUGGGGAGGACCUGUGCCACCUGCCUCGAGGACUCUCAUUGAGGAGCUUCCUGGCUGAUCUGGGGACCCUUGUUUUAAUAAAACUAUGACUGGUCUGCCCAAACUGUUGGCAGUUCCCA
Sciurus carolinensis (gray squirrel) is the source of this 1271-nucleotide messenger RNA. It is a transcript of the gene Znhit2, whose product is annotated as zinc finger HIT-type containing 2. The record is from RefSeq and is a predicted model, not a curated record. Bases 65 to 1210 code for a protein of 381 amino acids. Lineage: Eukaryota; Metazoa; Chordata; Mammalia; Rodentia; Sciuridae. The transcript has a single exon.